Molecule: messenger RNA, 2289 nt
Organism: Trichechus manatus latirostris (Florida manatee)
Lineage: Eukaryota; Metazoa; Chordata; Mammalia; Sirenia; Trichechidae
Gene: FUCA1
Product: alpha-L-fucosidase 1
Exons: 8
Coding region: 6-1400 (464 amino acids)
Biological process (GO): fucose metabolic process; glycoside catabolic process
Cellular component (GO): lysosome
Molecular function (GO): alpha-L-fucosidase activity
Source: RefSeq, a predicted model, not a curated record
CGAAGAUGCGGCCGGGGGUUCUGGGUGCUGCGCUGCUUCUGCUGCUGGUUCUCAGAGCCGCCCAGUCGAGGCGCGGAGCUUGGCCGCGCCAUGGGGCUCAUCGUCGCUACACCCCGGACUGGAAGAGUCUGGACGGACGGCCGCUGCCGGCCUGGUACGACGAGGCCAAGUUCGGCGUGUUUUUGCACUGGGGCGUCUACUCGGUGCCGGCCUGGGGCAGCGAGUGGUUUUGGUGGCAUUGGAAGGGCGAGGGGCGGCCCCUGUACGAGUUGUUCAUGAAGGAAAACUACCCGCCCGGCUUCAGCUACGCCGACUUCGGGCCGCAGUUCACAGCCACCUUCUUCGAGCCGAACGACUGGGCCGACCUCUUCCGCGCGGCGGGGGCCAGGUAUGUCGUCCUGACCGCAAAGCAUCAUGAAGGCUUCACAAACUGGCCGAGUCCCGUAUCUUGGAACUGGAACUCUCAGGACCUGGGACCCCAUCGUGAUUUGGUUGGGGAGCUGGGAACAGCUCUCCGAAAGAGGAACAUACGUUAUGGACUUUAUCAUUCACUCUUAGAGUGGUUCCAUCCGCUCUACCUACUUGAUAAGAAAAAUGGCUUCAAGACACAGUAUUUUGUGAGUUCAAAAACAAUGCCAGAGCUGUAUGAUCUCGUUAAUAGGUACAAGCCUGACCUGAUUUGGUCUGAUGGAGAGUGGGAAUGUCCUGAUACUUACUGGAACUCUACAGAUUUUCUUGCUUGGCUCUACAAUGAUAGCCCUGUCAAGGAUCAGGUAGUAGUAAAUGACCGGUGGGGUCAAAACUGCUCCUGUCACCAUGGAGGAUUCUACAACUGUCAAGAUAAAUACAUGCCAGAGAGCUUGCCAGGUCACAAGUGGGAGAUGUGCACCUCCGUGGACAAGUUAUCCUGGGGCUAUCGUCGCAACAUGGUGAUGGCAAGCAUUGCAAGUGAAGAGGAAAUCAUUUCAGAACUGGUUCAGGCAGUAAGUUUGGGAGGCAACUAUCUUCUCAACAUUGGACCAACUAAGGAUGGAGUGAUUGUUCCCAUCUUCCAAGAAAGGCUUCUUGCUGUUGGGAAGUGGCUGAGCAUUAGUGGGGAGGCUAUCUAUGCCUCUGAGCCAUGGAGGGUGCAGUCAGAUAAGAACACGACAUCUGUCUGGUAUACCUCAAAAGGACCAGAUGUUUAUGCCAUUUUACUGCGCUGGCCAGAAGAUGGAGUCUUAUACCUUACAUCCCCUAAAACUACCUUGACUACAAAGAUAGUGAUGUUGGGACUCGAAGGCGAUCUGAAAUGGUCCCCAAAUCCAGUUCAAGGCCUCCUCAUUUCCCUGCCUCAGUUACCACUCUCUGCUCUCCCUGUUAAGUUUGCUUGGACUCUCAAGCUGACAGGAGUGAAAUGAUCAUUUGAGUUCCAGAGAAAGGGGACACUACCUGCUGAUCCCUGCUAACGACUUUAGAUGAAAAAUAAGCCAAGUCACACUAUUGCCUGUGGAAGGAGGUGGACUGGAUUUGACAAAGUGCAUCAAUUGUCACCAACUAUUCCCCCACCCCUCCCAAAGGGCUGGGGAGCCUGGAGGGGAAGGAAAAGGCUUAAGGGUGUUACUGGUCAAUUCCAAAGCAAACUAAGAACUCUUAAAUGCAAUCUGUUUACAAUGAUACCGUUAGGAAAGUGAAUGUGAUUCUGCCCUGUGCCUUUGUAAAUAUCAAAGAAGUAAACUGAUAAGUCAAAUCAUUUCCAUCAAAAAGCAUGUUGUAACUUUAUUUUCCUAGUUUCCGUUUGGAUUGUUUAUAGCUUUAUGAGCACUCUUUUUUUUUUUUUUUUUAAAAAGUCUGCGAAUUCUCCUUAAUACAGAAUAUAGAACAAAGAAUUUAAUCCCUUUGAUUUUUCUUCUCCUCACUUCUAGUACCGUUCUGAGCUGACUAACAAUUCAGCCUCUAAUCACAGGCCUAAUCAGGUUUUCUGUUUCUUUUUUAUUUAAUAGAUGUAUUUCAAAAUCUUUCCCCAACACUUAAGGAAUAUAUAUUUUUUCUCAGGCACAUUUGGAACAUUUACAGAUCUCAAAUACCAAAGAAGCAAUAUCAUAUAGACUAUAUAGUGUGGUUAUAACGUAAUUAAAGCACAAUAACAAAAACUUGGAGGAAAAAAAACUCAUGCUUGGAAAUUUUAAAACAUACUUCUGAAUAGCUCACUGACUCCUCAUAAGGGGAAUUAGAAAAUACUUAGACCCUGGAAUGUGUGGCCCCCAGAUUCUCUAUCAGCCCAGAACUAAAACAGUUUCCAAGGCCAGC